UUAGUUGCUGCUGAACAGUCGAAGCAAAAUGGACUCUAAAAAUGCACAGAAAACUUGGGAGCUCAGCAAUAGCGUCGAAAGUGUUAAUAGCACAGAUGAUAUUUACCGCUAUGACAACAAGCAACAGCAAGAUAUAUUAACAGCAAAACCCUGGGAAAGGGAUCCCCACUAUUUCAAGCACAUCAAGAUAUCUGCUCUGGCUCUGCUGAAGAUGGUGAUGCAUGCAAGGUCAGGGGGUAAUCUGGAAGUGAUGGGGCUGCUUCUUGGAAAAACUGAUGGCAACACAAUGAUUGUCAUGGAUGGUGUAGCUCUCCCAGUGGAAGGAACCGAGACUAGAGUGAACGCUCAGGCUCAGGCGUAUGAAUACAUGGCUGCUUACACUGAAGCUGCCAAGCAGGUUGCCAGACUUGAGAAUGCUAUAGGAUGGUACCACAGUCACCCUGGUUACGGAUGCUGGUUGUCUGGUAUUGAUGUCAGCACUCAGAUGUUGAACCAGCAGUUCCAGGAACCAUUUGUAGCUAUUGUGAUUGACCCUGUGAGAACUAUAUCUGCUGGUAAAGUCAACAUUGGAGCGUUCAGAACAUACCCCAAGGGUUACAAACCUCCAGAUGAGACCCCCUCCGAGUACCAGACUAUCCCACUGAACAAGAUUGAAGAUUUUGGUGUGCAUUGUAAACACUACUAUUCACUUGAGAUAUCCUACUUCAAAUCAGCUUUAGAUCGACGUCUGUUGGAGUCACUGUGGAAUAAGUACUGGGUCAACACACUCAGCUCUUCCAGUCUUCUCACAAAUGCUGACUACAUGACUGGUCAGAUUUACGACCUGUCGGACAAGCUGGAGCAGUCAGAGGCCCAGCUGGGGAGAGGGGGCUUCAUGCUCGGGAUGGACACGCAUGAGAAAAAGUCGGAGGACAAGCUACUCAAGGCAACCAAAGAUGGGUGCAAGACCACCAUUGAGGCUAUUCAUGGUCUCAUGUCACAGGUUAUUAAAGACCGACUGUUCAACCAGGUCCAUUUACCCUCCCCUCAGUGAAGUGACCGAGUCUUUGCUACAGAUGUAUAUAAAUUGAUGGGGUCUCCUUGUAUUGGGGAACCAUGUACUGCGCCAUUAUUUUGUUUGCAGAUCACCAAAGUUUAUGAACAUGAACUCGCUGCAAAUUACUGAAAUGGAACAACUUUUGAAGAUAAUACAUGCAGAUGGGGGGGGGGGCACAUAGUUAUGUUUGAUGCUUAAUUACUGUAUUCUCAGACUUGAUGACAUAUACAUGAGAGACCAAAAACUUAGUCUUGUCUGUAAGUUUUCCUUUGCUAUAUUAAGUUUUCUUUUGGUAAAUAUGAUGAAGCUAGGUGAGUUUCUUGCAUAUAUAUAUAUAUAAAUGAGUAAAUGACAAACUUUACCACACAAUCUUUAGUUUGUAUGUAUUUGAGUAGGACUCCGGACCUCCAUCGCUCAGUUUACCAUUGGCUAUAAACACUAGGAUGGGUCCAAUUUUACUGUCCAUUGGUGUCAGGAUUUACAUAUAAGUAAAGUGUAUGAUUGGUAAUUGUUUUUCUUGAGUACGGGAAAUAAAGUGUCAAGAUAAACAUAAAAUGAUCUGAUCGUGCACACACUAAAGUUUAUUCUUACUCAAACACACACAAGUCAGAAGGAAUACAUGGGUAAGUGAUUUGUAGUGUCAUUAUACCAGCCAUUCACCCAGGUGAAGUUUGCCAGUGAGUGGUAUGUAUGAGGGAGGAAAGUUUGCAAGUACUUACCUACUUCCGUACACCAUUGAGCUUGUAAUCUCAGUGGUUUGAGACAUCCGCCCUGGCAUCUUGUAAAGACUGACCCCAGGAACCUAUCAGUGUGGGGCUACAGUUCUACCCCAGGAACCUAUCAGUGUGGGGCUACAGUUCUCACUUUUUUCUCCUAUUAAUCUAGGGUUUAAGUUUCUGCUGUUCUUCUAUUUUAUGUCAGGGGUUUCAGUUCUUGAUUGUCUUCUAUGACAAAUUAAGGAAAAAUUAAACCAUUCUGGUGAACUUAUGUGAAUUGCAAUAAUUAUUUCAAUGUGGCAUAAGAUACAGUUCAGAAAAUGUAUCACUUUUUGAGUGUCACCACAAGAUCUUGUGAUUAUUAAUUAACACUUGUGAUUUUAGCGAACAUCAGUUGUCAAAAAACUGGAAAAGAUCAGGGCCUCAUUUUAAUGCAAAAAGUUCCAUAUAUGUUGUGUCUCAUCCCAUGAAAACAGUUCCUUUUAUUGUGAAAAUGUGCUAUUGUUCCAACUUUCCAAUUUAAAGUGUACUUGUACAGAAAGUGCUGUCAAAUGUUGACAAUAAAUACUUAAACUAUGA
Haliotis rubra (blacklip abalone) is the source of this 2331-nucleotide messenger RNA. RefSeq names its product COP9 signalosome complex subunit 5-like. Gene Ontology annotation, cellular component: cytoplasm; COP9 signalosome. Bases 29 to 1033 code for a protein of 334 amino acids. Gene Ontology annotation, biological process: protein deneddylation. The transcript has 8 exons. The record is from RefSeq and is a predicted model, not a curated record. Gene Ontology annotation, molecular function: protein binding; deNEDDylase activity; metallopeptidase activity. Lineage: Eukaryota; Metazoa; Mollusca; Gastropoda; Lepetellida; Haliotidae.